GAGACCACUGUGGCAGGGGAGAGGGAGAAGAGAGACAGGGAGGGAGGAAGGCUGGUGAAGCCGCGGAUAUUCAUGAAGACGCCAAGUGUUUUUUUCUCUCGCCGUGGUGACACAGUGCUUGUCUGCAGAGAGACAGAGGGAGCGGGGAAGAGAGAAAGGGGAAGAGGAGACGAGUGAAAGCAAGACGAGGCCCAGCCCAUCUUUCCAUUGAUCUUGAGGCGAUCAAGGAGUCUACUCCGAGGAGGACACACAGACACAGAUUCAAGGAUGGAUCCUGGCAUAUCAAACCUGGAAUUUUGACGUAUGGAUUUAACACUUCUCUCUAUGCAGGAUUUGGCGACUGUCUGAUCAGAUAAUGGAAAACUGAUCUGAGACAGGAGACGCAAACAUUCUUCCCACAAACUGGAUCCAGGAUUAUUAACCGUUUGAAAACUGCAUCCAUGUGGGAUCAGGUUAACAACUGGGAAAUGUCAUGCAAGCAAUACCCCAAGUUGGAUAAACAUUUAAGAAAACUUGGAGAGUUUUCUUCAGCAGUGACGUCAUGAACUCCGACUGGGAUAUCCCAUUGGCUCGUCUGGCCAAAGCAAGACAACAUGCAGGUGGACUUAUUAUUUCCAAGAAACCCGUUGAUUAUGCUAAAAUGGAGUGAGGAUUUUCUUUCCUGAUUUUUCCUCCAACUUUUUGGCUUGUGAAUAAACAACAAAUCAAAACAAAGGUCAUCCACCUCAGACUGAACCUGGGGCCUCUGAGGGGCACAUAAAUGCACCUUUAGCACUUAACGACAGGUUGGACCCCGUCCCCCCCCCCCGUCCCCCCCUCCCGGUUUCAGCCACCUGAAGACUGAGGUGUGGACAGGACGCGAGCGAGGCGGUUGACUUGGUUGAGUCAGCUCCAAUGGGGGCCGGUCGUGACCCGGUCUGACCCCGGUUUGACCUUGCAGUGACCUUUGACCUCUCCGGUCCUGGCUCUCCACCUGCUCUGCUGCCUGGGUUCGGGAACGCUCCGCCCUGGGGCCCAGAACGAGCCAAUCAGAAUGAAGAAGAGCCGCAGCGUGCUGUCUGUGACUGGAGAAGAGGGCAAUGACACGGAUAUAACAGGUGCUGGGGAGAAGGCGGAGUCAUCUCGCUACAGCCGAUCCUAUACGUCUGGGGCCACACUGGGGGCUGAGCUACGCAGAGGGAGGAGCAGAAGGCUCUCUUCUAGUCUCCAGGUACCCUGCUGGCUCCGCCCUCGAGACCGCACACGUUCACCAGAGGUUCUGAACAACGUGUCGCGUCCAACAACUCUUCCCCUCCGCAUCCCGCCACGCAUCUCCAUCACACAGGCAGACUCCGACAGUUAUGAAGCAGAAAAUGGCGUGUCACCAGGUCACACCCCGUUGGGUUCUCAGAGUCCAAGCCUCACCCUGCACACCUCCUUUCCCCAAGGCCAGAGAAGAGAGUCCUUCCUCUACCGUUCCGACUCGGACUACGACAUGUCGCCCAAGACGGUCUCACGUAACUCCUCCCUUGCCAGCGAAGGACACACAGGCGAGGACUUCAUUGUCACACCUUUUGCUCAAGUGCUUGCCAGUCUGCGAUCAGUACGGAGCAACUUCACCAUUCUUGCCAACGUCUCCACACCGACAGUAAAGAGGUCUCCUCUGGGUGGAGUGUGUGUCAGUCCCAGGGCGUCACUAUCAGACCAACAGUACCAGCAGCUCGCCCUGGACACAUUGGAAGAGCUGGACUGGUGCUUGGACCAGCUGGAGACCAUUCAGACGCACCGUUCUGUCAGCGAAAUGGCCUCCACCAAGUUUAAGAGGAUGCUGAACAGAGAGCUGUCCCACCUGUCAGAGAUGAGUCGCUCUGGUAACCAGGUGUCUGAAUAUAUCUCCAGCACCUUCAUGGACAAGCAGAACGAGGUGGAAAUCCCAUCUCCUACUCUGAAAGAGAAAUCUAUGAGUCACAUCAGUGGAGUAAGGAAACUGUCUCACAGCUCCAGCCUCUCCAGCACUUCAAUGCCUCGCUUCGGUGUCAACACAGACCACGAGGAUGAGCUUGCCAAGGAGUUGGAGGAUCUGGACAAGUGGAGUUUUAACAUAUUCAGAGUAGCAGAAUUCUCCAACAACAGACCUCUCAGCUGCAUCAUGUAUACCAUCUUCCAGGAGCGAGAGCUGUUGAAGACGUUUCGUAUCCCAGUCGACACCUUUGUCACUUAUGUGAUGACCCUGGAGGACCAUUACCAUGGAAACGUAGCGUACCACAACAGCCUCCAUGCUGCAGAUGUCACCCAGUCCACACAUGUCCUCCUCUCCACACCUGCUCUUGAUGCCGCCUUUACCGACCUGGAGAUCCUCGCCGCUCUGUUCGCUGCAGCUAUCCAUGAUGUAGACCACCCCGGAGUCUCUAAUCAGUUCCUUAUCAACACCAACUCGGAGCUGGCCCUCAUGUAUAACGAUGAGUCAGUUUUGGAGAACCACCACCUCGCUGUGGGCUUCAAGCUCCUGCACCAGGAAAACUGUGACAUCUUCCAGAACCUCACCAAGAGGCAGCGCCAGAGCCUUCGCAAGCUUGUCAUCGAUAUGGUGUUGGCCACAGACAUGUCCAAACACAUGACGCUACUGGCGGACCUGAAGACCAUGGUGGAGACCAAGAAGGUGACCAGCUCUGGUGUGCUGCUCCUGGACCACUAUACAGAACGGACACAGGUGCUGAGGAACAUGGUGCACUGUGCAGACCUGAGCAACCCCACGAAGCCGUUGCCGUUAUACAAACAGUGGACGGAGAGGAUCAUGGAGGAGUUCUUUCGACAGGGUGACAAGGAGCGAGAGAGAGGGAUGGAGAUCAGCGCCAUGUGUGACAAACACACCGCUUCAGUGGAGAAGAGUCAGGUGGGUUUCAUCGACUACAUCGUCCACCCGCUGUGGGAGACGUGGGCCGACCUGGUGCACCCAGAUGCCCAGGAGCUGCUGGACACGCUGGAGGAGAACAGGGAGUGGUAUCUGAACACCAUGCCCCAGUCUCCCUCACCUCCCCCGGACAGACACCUACAGCACGACCGCUUCCAGUUCGAACUCACCCUGGAGGACCUGGAGCACAACAACCACAACCACAUAAACCUGAGGAACAGCGGUGACGACACCGCAGACAAGACGGAGGACGGCCAGGCGGAGCUGGAAGGCGAGGAACAGAACCAUGUUGAAACUGAGAAAGAAGACGAGGAGAAUCACAACAGCGAACAAAAUGGACUCCCAGAUGAAGAGGAGGAGGAGACUAGAGAAAGGGAGGGAGAAGAAGAGGACGAGGUGAAGGAGAACGCAGAGGAGGAGGAGGAAGAGGCGGAGGAACACGGAGAGGACCAAGUAGAAGAAGAAGGAGGGCAGACAGAUGAAAUAGAAGAGGAAGUGAACGAUACGGCGGAGGAUGAGGACACUAAAGAAGAGGAGGAAGAAAAUGAGACAAAUCAAGAAGGAGAACAGGAAGAGGGUGACGAGGAAGGACAAAAGGAUGAAGAGGAAGGUGCUGAAAAUGAGGAAGGUGCUGAAAAUGAGGAAGGAGAAGGCGAGGAAACUUUGGAAAACGAAGAGGUAGAGGUGGGAGAGGAAAUGGAAAAUGAGGAGGCAGAAGUGGAGGAAAAUGUGGAAAAAGAGGAGGGAGAGAUGGAGGAGAAAGAGGAAGAGGAGGCAGCAGAGGUGGAGGAAAAUGUAGAACCAGAGGAAGGAGAGAUGGAGGAGAAAGAGGAAGAAGAGGCAGCAGCAGAGAUGGAGGAAAAUGUAGAACAAGAGGAGGGUGAAACAGAGGAGAAAGAGGAAGAGGAGGCAGCAGAGAUGGAGGAAAAUGUAGAACCAGAGGAGGGUGAAACAGAGGAUACAGUUGAAGAGGAGGAGGCAGAGAUGGAGGAUACAGUUGAGGAGGAGGUAGGAGAAACAGAAGAUGUCGAAGAGGAAGAGGAGAAAGAAGCUGUAGAACCAGAAGAGGAAGAAGAGGUGCCGGUUGAGGAUGGACAGGAGGAGGAAGAAGAAGAAAGUUAGUUGGAUGUAAAAACAUAAAUAUAACCGGUCAGUAAUGGUUCAGGAGAGAUAAAGAAGAACAUGAAUGGAGCCAGAAAGGCUUCGACAGUUUGUGGUACGACUGUCAUGGAAGAGGAUGAAGAGCUGAAGACGCCCUUCUUGCUCUGACCACUUUAUCAUGUGACCCUCUCAACUGAAGGCCAGCGUAUGCUCGACUACAGACGUCUUAAACAACCUUCACAGCUCACAGAGAAAACAUUGAAGACGGACAGCACGGCACCGGACGCAGAUACAAAAACCCGACCGGAGCAUACGCCUUCCCGAACAGCCAGAUUGUUGAUCAAAUGGUAGUGAUAGAAAGACCAGAGUCUUCAUCACCGAGUAUCUGUACAUCCAUCACUGCCGUAGGGAAUAAACUGGGGGAUAAUAAAAUAGGGGGUGGGAACCUGUUUUAUCGACCUUUUGUAGCUCCUGAAAAUCUAAAAGAACUUGAAAUACAUACAUGCAAAUAAGUGCUACCCAUUAUCUCUCUGUCAUCUUGUUUAGGAGGAAGAUACACACACACACACACACACACACACACACACACACACACACACACACACACCCGACCAACAACUGUUAAAAGAAUGUCUACCUUCCUCUGUUUGUCAGAAAAGAAAAAAAAAUGCAAAAAGUCUGGAAAGUGUAGUCUGUCGUCUUAUAUUUGCUACAAAGACUUUCCACUUGUGAGCGGGAUGCUGACAAGACCUUUGGGCUCUGGUCUUGGAACAGUUUAACCUCCUCACAUACUAACCUUAAAGCAACAAUGCUGGAUUUCUGAAUAAUAUCUGGACUGUUUUUGUCAGGGUGGAAACAUUUGCAGUCCGGCUCAAAAGGCCUGACCUGUUGUACGUGUCGAUGUCGGUUCAUGUUUUAAAAAACAAAACAAAACAAACAAACAAACAAAAAAAAAAAAAAAACACCCAGUAUUCAUCCCAUCACCACAGUUUCACCACUCCCAGACUGUGAGUUUGAUUCCCGGGUGAAAUCGUGCCAAAACUGUCCCAUGACCAGCACUGAGCAAUUCAGCCUUCCUUCGAAAACAAGGUGGUUACUCGUCCGCGAAGCAAUGAACUGUGGGACCAGGGUAUUGGGUGUGAUGGUCUUCCACAAAUCCCAUUUUUGUUUUUGUUUUUGUAAAAAUGGUAUUUGGCACUUUAUCUAACACCCCUGUUACAUAUAUGUACAUAAUAAACAUGUAUUUUAAUCUGCUGAUGUCAUAUAAUAAAUAUGAUUAAUGAA
Dicentrarchus labrax (European seabass) is the source of this 5275-nucleotide messenger RNA. RefSeq names its product cAMP-specific 3',5'-cyclic phosphodiesterase 4C-like. The record is from RefSeq and is a predicted model, not a curated record. Lineage: Eukaryota; Metazoa; Chordata; Actinopteri; Moronidae. Gene Ontology annotation, cellular component: nucleus; cytosol; perinuclear region of cytoplasm. Gene Ontology annotation, molecular function: 3',5'-cyclic-AMP phosphodiesterase activity. The transcript is spliced from 17 exons. The coding region runs from base 1034 to 4012 and encodes 992 amino acids. Gene Ontology annotation, biological process: signal transduction.